UGCGAGCUGAGAACGAAUGGAGACCUCAAGUGGCAGUUCCUAGUGGUCUGGCAGACGGAACCUCGAGGUUCAGUGGAAUCCCCUUCCCCGGAGCACUUCCGGUGCGGUCUAAUCGAAAUCAUUGAGGAACCAGGAAAAAAACCGGACAUUAUCACCGAGCAGAAGUUCGCAGGGCCUCGACGAUUGGGCCAGAACUCGUCAUCUGGUUGUUGGCUGUCAUGCCCCACGAAGAACGGGACAAAGGGGAAGAGCUCCCAUCAAUGUCCCACGAAGCAAGUCUCGGCUCGGCCGUCCGGUAUGGUCUUCGCUCAGAAAGGCAAGUCGCAAGGCGAUCGUGAUCCGGGUUCCCGAUCGAGGUGCCACUGUAUGGUCUGAAAAAGCAGUCUGGCUCUUUUGUCGCCCUGGCAGCUCACGAGAGGACCAACAUCUGCAGCAUAAGAUUCAGAGGAAUCUUGCGCCCGCGGAGGUCGUCGAGUGUCCGGGCUCUGCGAGCGCAUUGUGACGGGACCGAGGAGCGCGGCAGUGCAGGAAACGAGGUCUUCGGGCAGUGAGCGAGCGAGCACUGGCAUUAGUGGCGCACGUUGACCGCACGAUGUGGAUGUGCGAGAGAGAGCGAGAGAGCGAGCUGCAGAUUUGACUUAAUUUGGACUCUCUGCACGCCACGGAGCCAGCGGGUCACGAAAUCCUCUCGCGUCGCAUCGACUGCCUCGUGCUUCGUCGGCCGACGACCACAGUCCGACGACGUGCCUCGAGGGCAGCAGGCAGCAGGCAGCAGCGGGGUGGCAGACAGAGUCGGCCGAAGGCGACAAGUAAUGAGUUGAGAACGAUUGUUUAUGAGCCACCGCUAGAGUUCAGAUUCUUCCCUUCGACUCUACCGCAGUGGUAGGAGAUACCGAGGAUCGACCAGUACCUGCUCACUGCAAUGAGCUCUGAUUCGGAAGCAGCGGCCUUUGCAGCGCCAUUCAAGCCACCGCCGGUCAGCCAUUCUCUCUCUUCUUCUCAAACCGCGUGUGAUCUUGAGAAUUGCUUGUGAUGGUUUUCCAUGGGGAUAUGGGACGCGCAGCCACAAAGUUUGUGGAAGUGUGGACGCCCGAUGGAACAGUUCGGCGGUUCGCCAGUGGAACGAAGGCGAAGUUUGCCAUCGACAGAAUCAACAACAGGAUAGAAGAUAGCAACGUGAGGGUGGACACGAUCGAAUCUGUCAAGGAAGGAGAAGAAAGUGUGGAAUUUGGGCCGGACUCGGAGCUUGUUUCCUACGGCAAGGACUGGAAAUUGAAUGCCGUCUGCCACAGCUGCAGUGCCGAGGCGUUUAGGGUUUCUUCAGAGCAAGAGUCUAACGGGGGACCACCCGCCAACGAAGCCCGCAAGAGGAAAAAACCGAAAGCACAAGAAACUCAAAAGCUGUUCAACGCGGCCGACUUCUACCCCGGAGGAGUAUUGCCGCAAUGUUCUCCACCGCAAAAUACAUGCGUGUACAUCUCGAAUGUUCUCAUCGUCUUCGGUGUACUUUUUGCCCUCGCCGGCAGCUGGGUCUAUUUUCUGGAGUCCAAGUUCUUCGUCAUAAAAUAAUAAAUUCCACGACUUACAAGGCUUCUAGACAUGAGCGAGUAUCUAAAUGAAUGCAUGCUUUCCGUCUCCGAAAUCACAAGUAUGUUUUCCUCACGUGGAAAUUAAUCGAUCCACGGACUCACACAAUUUUCCUGCGACGAGGUUUGUCCAGCCCAGGCGCAUUUAGUGCGUCAAUAGCCUCGAUAGGUAUUUCUUGGUGGUAAAACGGGACUUCGAGUAAUCUAGCAAAAAGAAUGGGAAGGGGCUGAGCUAGGCCCCGAUAGAAUCACGAUCAUUAUUGUGUCCUUCAUGAUGUACAACAAUUUUCUUAAUAGGUAUUUUCUUAUGGGCAUGUCAUUGUGCGCGAAGAUACUUUCCAGC
Messenger RNA from Marchantia polymorpha subsp. ruderalis, 1929 nucleotides. Lineage: Eukaryota; Viridiplantae; Streptophyta; Marchantiopsida; Marchantiales; Marchantiaceae. The record is from the annotation of a GenBank genome assembly.